GCCCCGCGCCCCGCUCCGCCCCGCGCCCCGCUCCGCCGCUCCAGCAUGCACGGAGGAUGCUCGCGUCUUGCUCGGGCAGGAAGGGGCCGGAGGGCAGAUACCCGCUGCAUUACCUCGUCUGGCACAACCGAGCCCGGGAGCUGGACCGAGAGCUCAGCGCCAAGCAGGCCGACAUCGAGCAGCUGGACCCCCGAGGACGCACCCCGCUGCACCUGGCCACCACGCUGGGCCACCUGGAGUGCGCCCGGGUGCUGCUGAAGCAUGGAGCUGAUGUGGGCAAGGAGAACCGCAGCGGCUGGACAGUGCUACAGGAGGCCGUGAGCACCCGUGACCUAGAGUUGGUGCAGCUGGUCCUGCGCUACCGCGACUACCAGAGAGCCAUCAAGCGCCUGGCCGGGAUCCCCAUCCUGCUGGAGAAGCUGCGCAAGGCCCAGGACUUCUAUGUGGAGAUGAAGUGGGAGUUCACCAGCUGGGUGCCACUGGUGUCCAAGAUCUGCCCCAGUGACACGUACAAGGUGUGGAAGAGCGGCCAGAACUUGCGGGUGGACACCACGCUGCUGGGCUUUGACCAUAUGACCUGGCAGCGGGGCAACCGCAGUUUUGUCUUCAGGGGACAAGACACCAGCGCAGUGGUGAUGGAGAUUGACCAUGACCGGCGAGUGGUCUACUCGGAGACACUGGCCCUGGCCGGCCAUGACCAGGAGGUGCUGCUGGCUGCUGUGCAGCCCACAGAGGAGCAGGUGAUGGGUCGGCUCACAGCCCCCGUCGUCACCACCCAGCUUGAUACCAAGAACAUCGCUUUUGAAAGGAACAAAUCUGGGAUUCUGGGUUGGAGAAGCGAGAAGACAGAGAUGGUGAAUGGGUAUGAGGCCAAGGUCUACGGCGCGUCCAACGUGGAGCUGAUCACACGGACGCGGACGGAGCACCUCUCAGACCAGCACAAGGGCAAGAGUAAAGGCAGUAAGACCCCACUACAGUCCUUCCUGGGCAUCGCCGAGCAGCACGUGGGGCCCAACAAUGGGACGCUGAUCACGCAGACGCUGAGCCACACCAACCCCACCGCCAUCACCCCUGAGGAGUACUUCAACCCUAACUUCGAGCUGGGCAACAGGGACAUGGGGAGGCCCAUGGAGCUCACCACCAAGACACAGAAGUUCAAGGCGAAGCUGUGGCUGUGCGAGGACCACCCGCUGUCCCUCUGUGAGCAGGUGGCUCCCAUCAUCGACCUGAUGGCCAUCAGCAACGCGCUCUUCGCCAAGCUGCGCGACUUCAUCACCCUGCGCCUCCCGCCCGGCUUCCCCGUCAAGAUUGAAAUCCCCAUCUUUCACAUCCUCAAUGCCCGGAUCACCUUUGGGAACCUCAAUGGGUGUGAUGAGCCCGUCAGCUCCCUGCGCAACAGCCCCAGCAGUGAGGCUCCUUCACCCAGCAGCGACUCCUCCAGCGUCAGCAGCUCCAGCUCCCUGAGUACAUGGGGGGUUGGGGAGCAAGGGCAUGCGGUGGGUGGGGGGCACACGGGCAUUGGGGUACCCUGCCACACCUGUCUCCCUGCAGCAUCUUGCCGGGCAUGUGAGAUGGACCCGGCGCUCUUUGAGGUGCCACGGGGGUACAGCGUGGUGGGCACCCACCAGGAUGCUCUGCGGGAGGAUGAGGAUGAUUUGCUGCAGUUUGCCAUCCAGCAGAGCCUGCUGGAAGCAGGCAGUGAGUAUGACCAGGUCACCAUUUGGGAAGCACUGACCAACAGCAAGCCAGGCACCCACCCCAUGUCGCACGAGGGACGCCGGGGAGACAGGUUGGACUCCCCAGCACACGGCAGCCCCCAGACCCCCCUCCAGCCCGGCGCCGGGGGGCGGCGGGGGGCCCAGCACGCUGUUUCCCAGCUACGCGGAGCAGCUGCGCCUGGCCAUGGCGCUGUCGGCACGGGAGCAGGAGGAGGCAGAGCGGCGGACGCGGCAGGAGGAAGAGGAGCUGCAGCGCAUCCUGCAGCUCUCCCUGAUGGAGAAGUGACCCCCCGCCCCCGCUGAGCCCCCCUGCACCGACUCGGGGCCUGGGGACGUGUGUAUGGGGCACGGAGGGGUGUGUGGGGGAACGGCCCGUGCAGAGGACAAAUAGGGGGGGCGGCGUCGGCCCCGUAGCCGGGGCAGGGGUGAGUGCUGGGGGCACUGGGGGUGGCAGGGAACAGGGGGUGUAUCCUGCAUGCUGCCCCCCCCAUCUGACCCCGGGGAGGCGGGGGGGUCACACUCUUCCCCAGCCAUGGGGGCACCAUGAGAGCCAUGGGGCUCUGUCCCCCCCUUGGCCCCACUGCCCAGGCGCUACCAAGUGCACUUACCCGGGAGCUGCUCUGCCUGCCAACGGGGGGGGCUCAGCCCCACUGCACCCCCCAGCCCAUGUGGGGCUCUAUGGCCUCGCCCCAGGCCAAGGGGGCAACCAAGGGGGGGCCCGCAAAGGGAUGCCCAGUGUCACCCCCUCAUCCUGUGCUUGCACCCUCCCAGCCCUGCUCGGAUGCCCCCCCCCCAACCAUGGCAGCGCUGCACCCCCUCAUCCCGGGCACUGCCCCCCACCCCUGGUAAAACCUUACAUCAAAUGGUGCUAAACCCUAGGCCCCCACCUCCUCACCCCGGGCUGUUCCGUCUUUGCACACGGGGGGGGACUGCGGGGUUGCCCCCAAAGGGACUUUUCAUAGUGGCACCCCCUCCCCCCCAUCCAUGCACCCCACAAGCAACGUCUGGGCCAGGGCCGGGGGGAGCCUGAGCAGCUCUGACCAUGGCCAACACCAAUAAAUGCUCUGAGAGGA
Phasianus colchicus (ring-necked pheasant) is the source of this 2791-nucleotide messenger RNA. It is a transcript of the gene ANKRD13B, whose product is annotated as ankyrin repeat domain 13B. Gene Ontology annotation, cellular component: cytoplasm. The record is from RefSeq and is a predicted model, not a curated record. Lineage: Eukaryota; Metazoa; Chordata; Aves; Galliformes; Phasianidae. Gene Ontology annotation, molecular function: protein binding.